Molecule: messenger RNA, 1086 nt
Organism: Lachancea thermotolerans CBS 6340
Lineage: Eukaryota; Fungi; Ascomycota; Saccharomycetes; Saccharomycetales; Saccharomycetaceae
Product: KLTH0B06402p
Exons: 1
Coding region: 1-1086 (361 amino acids)
Molecular function (GO): oxidoreductase activity, acting on the CH-OH group of donors, NAD or NADP as acceptor
Source: RefSeq, a predicted model, not a curated record
AUGGAUGAAAAGGUUCUGGUCACAGGGGCCUCUGGCUACAUUGCCAUGCACAUAAUCAACAUUUUACAGUCCGAGAGAUACCACGUUAUAGCGACCGUGGGGACGCCAGAGGAUGCAAACAAAAUCGCGUACUCGUUUGAGCACUACUAUCCGUACGCGGUGUUGGACGUUGUGGUGGUGGAAGACGUAGCGGCAGAAGACGCAUUUGAAGAGGUGUUUGAGCAGCAUCCUGAUAUCCAGCACGUCAUUCACACGGCGCCCCCUGCGUUGCUGGGCCAAGGAAAAACGAACGAGGAAGCGUAUCUGGUUCCGACUCGUGAGGGCACGAAGAACGUGCUGGAGUCGAUCAGGAAACGCGGCCACAACGUCAAGCGCGUGGUCGUGACGUCCUCCUUCUCCGCUUUGAUGGACCUGGACAACGCCGCGAACCCACAGUGCGUGAUCACGGAGAAGUCGUGGAACCCGGUCACCUGGGAGGUCGCCAAGGACAAGGAAAGCAAGGCGUAUGCGGCGUCGAAGAAGAUCGCGGAGCAGCUGGUGUGGAAGUUUUAUGAGGAUAACAAGGACUGCGUGCCAUACACGUUGACCACAGUCAAUCCGCCCUACGUCUUUGGGCCGCACGUCUUUGAGUGGGAGCUGGGCCGUGCGGAGUGGAACACGACCGCUCUGUUCAUUAAGAAAGCGCUGGAAAUGUCGGCGGACGAGCAGGGCCCGUUUGCCAAGCCGCGCGGCAUCUGCUGCGACGUGCGCGACGCCGCAUUGCUGCACAUUCUGCCUCUGCGGAACGCCGCGCUGGCCGGACACAGGCUCUUCCCGGUCAACGGCACGGGCAUCAAGCAGAAUAGCUACGAGGACGGCAAGUUCAACAUGCAGCGGAUCGUGGACGUGCUGAACGCGCGGUUCCCGGAGCUGCAGGGCAAGAUCCCACAGGGCCUGCCUACAGAAAAUCAGCAGUACAUGGGCCAGCUGACGCGCUACAACAACGACAAUACAUGCGAGCUUACGGGGAUGGAGUUCAAGUCCUUCGAGACCACAGUGGUGGACGCCACGCGGCAAAUCAUGCGGUUCCAGGAGCGGCACACGUGA